Molecule: messenger RNA, 4984 nt
Organism: Lates calcarifer (barramundi perch)
Lineage: Eukaryota; Metazoa; Chordata; Actinopteri; Centropomidae
Product: zinc finger protein 317
Exons: 10
Coding region: 803-3514 (903 amino acids)
Source: RefSeq, a predicted model, not a curated record
CACCAGCGCUGUGUAUAUUUACUGCAAUACAAAGAAGACUAACAGACCACCUCCAGCUUCAGAUGAGAAACAUGACGAAGAAACCUAAAAUUAGAAGAAGACUAAUCUCUAACACCUCUGCUGUGCCUGAAGACUUAAUAUAACCUGAGGGUGUUUAUGAGGAACAGGAAGCUGAAGACCUGUGUUAAAGUCAGCAGCUUUAAUAUGUUGGAUGGAGUGUGUUUAUCUGUUCACACAUUUUAAAACAGAUAAACACACUGUCACACCUCGUACACGACAACACCAUGAGAACAGACUGUAGAGAGAAACCUCAGCAGCUUCAGCUUCAGCUCAGUGAAACCAUCAGGAGGAAGCUGCUGCUGUGGUUUUACAACAAAAAAACUACACAAUUAUCAGCUUUAUUAAGAAUACAGCUCGGUCACAGACGACACACGUGUUGGUUAUUGUUGGUUGAAUGAUUGUUGGUUAUUCUACCAGCUGCACAACAAUUUCCCCCUCAGGGAAAAUAAAGAUAAUUGAUAAUCAGUUUAUGGAUAAGUUAAUAAGAGGACGAUUAAUAUUCAAAUAUUAUUCUAAUAUUCAGAAGUCUAAAUACAAUCUGUUUAUUUCAUAUGAAUAAAUCUAGUUUGUAGCAUUAAUAAGAGAACUGGAGAAGUUAGAGAAACUUGGUUCCGCACACACUCUGUUUUUGUUUCUCGUCGGACAGUUUUUGUAGCUGCACCGAAACCUGGAACAACUCGCUCCGUGCAGAUGUGCAAAGGUGGUGCAUCAGCCCCUCCACCCCCCGAGAAAACACAAUAACAUGUUUUACUGGAUGAAGAGAAACACCGGAGGCUCCGAGACUCUCGACGGGCUCGGUGACAUGUCCAAGGCCGAGAUCCUGAGGGGGAUCGUCACCGAGAAACUGGCCACCGCCGCCGAGGAGAUCCUAGCGGUCGUGGAGAGAACCGUAGCCGGGUACGAGGAGGAGGCUUCGGGCUUCAGGCGGGAGAUCGACCGGCAGAGGAGGCAGCUGGAGGUUCUCCUGCAGCCGCGGGUCAAACUGGAGAGAAGAGCUGUGAAUCCAGAUGUGGACAGACGUGAUGUGGUUGUUUUAAGUGAGGGUGAAGAGGAGGAGGCAGAGGGGGAGCAGCACACACAGCAGCCAGAUUCAGGCGACUCCGGGAGUCUGGGAUUCCUGUGGUUCAAUGGCGAUGACGAGGGCGAAGACGAAGAGGAGCAGCUGUCAGUGCAACAAGAAACAAGCUCCAGACAGAAACAAGAAGAUCUGCGGGACCCUGAUUAUCAAAUACCAUCAAGGUCGAUUCCCCUCAGAGUCCGGUAUGACAGGAGGAAGCCCGGUAAACCUCGGAUCAGCAACACACCGAACCAUCUAGACCUCAGGAUCCGCAUCCUGGAGGACUCGCAGACCGAGGUGCUCUCGAAAAAGGUGUUUAAGAAAUGUCCAAUCCAGGAGCUGCAGUGUCCUCGUGGUCUACAGGAAGCAGACUUUGUGGACCUGCUGAGGUCCACCUUCCCUCAGCUAGGGGCUGAUAAACCUUUUGACGUCUUCACAUCGGACAGAAGCAGGAGACUGCUACCUCUGAGAUUAAAGACACUGACACCAGAGGAGAUCUACAGGACCAUUCGGUACACCGGAGCAGGACACUCGGCCCUCUACAUCCGACUGAAGACCGGAGAAGAUGCCCAGACCAGCAGCGAAGACCUUCAUGCUCCAUGGAGACAAGACGAAGAUUCUCCGUCCAGCUCUGCUACGAUGACGACCGACCAAACCGAAAUGAACACGAAAGAUCAGUCUGAGAGGAGGAAGCGUGGUCGACCUCGGCUCGGCGAAGAGCCCACCCACCACUACUUCAGGAUCUGUAUGCUGGAAGAUUCCCAGUCUGACGUGCUCUCAAAAAAUGUGUUGACGAAAUCCUCAAUCCAAGACCUGAAGUGUCCUCGUAGUCUACAGGAAGCAGACUUCCUGGACCUGCUGCAAUCCACCUUCCCUCAGCUGGCUGGAGACAACAAAUCUUUUCACAUGUUCAAGUCCGACAGGAGCAAGAGACUCCAGAGACUCAAAGUGAAGACUCUGACACCGGAGGAGAUCUACAAGACCAUGAAGUCCACCGGGGUCGAAAAGACGAUCCUCUACAUCAGACCAACGACAGGAGAGGAAGAGGAGGAAGAGGAAGAGCCUCACGUUUUACCAGGAAACGAUGACGCCACAGAUGAUUCUCUGUCCACUGCCAUGGUGAUAAGUGAUGAAGCCGGGAUCAGUCCAAGCAGCCCGGUUCAACAGUCAGAUGGUAACCAAGUGGAUUUUCUCUCGAGCACCUCAACGUCACAACAACACAACAUGGAAACCGAUGACGAAGAUGCUGCUGAGAGCGAAGUGGCGUCCGGCAACAACGUCAGUGACCGGAAAUCACAUCGUGAGCUGCAGUUGUCAAAGAUGAGGAGGCGGCGGCCCAGAGCCUUUGUAGUGGAGCGGAGUAAAACGCCCUGUAAAGUCUGUGGAGUUUGGUUCAGGGUGCUGGGCAGCUUGAUCAAACACGCCUGGAGACACAUGGACGACCCGCAGCGCGCCUGUGGAGUGUGCGGAGAGCAUUUCGAAUCUGUUGAGGAGUUAAAGAGACAUUUUAGAAACAACCACAAAACUCACGACUGUUCACACUGCGGGAAGUCUUUCUGCACCGUCACCGGCCUAAACUACCACACCACCCUGCACACAGGAAACCGACCGUUCAAAUGUGACGUUUGCAACAAAACCUUCGCUCACAUGUCCAGCCUGAGUAUUCACCGCUGGGUCCAUGUGGGGGAUAAACCGCACAAGUGUGAUCUUUGCCCAAAAGCGUUUGGACUGAAGGCUCAGCUCAAAGCUCACAGCAAGGUGCACACAGGUAAAGACAAGUAUCACUGUAACAUCUGCGGGAAGUACUUUUACGACCUCCGAUCUUUAACCCGCCACAGGGUGACGCACUCGGGGGAGAGGCGUUACGGAUGCGAGGUUUGCGGGAAGCGUUUCAAACUCCCCGGCACGUUAAAAUCACACGAGAAGAUCCACACGGACAGAGACCGGCCGUACCUCUGCCACAUCUGCUGCAAAACCUUCCUGUCCAACUGCGGUUUGACGGCUCACAUUAGAACGCACAGCGACGAGCGUCCGUUCAUCUGCAUCGUCUGCGGCAAAGGCUUCAUAUCCAACGGCGAGCUCAAAGCUCACACGAGAGUCCACACCGGCGAGGCGCCGUACGGCUGCUCCGAGUGCGGCCGCUUCUUCAAACGCAAGACUCACCUGAACAACCACGUCAGGAGCCACUUGGGCAUCAAACUGUUCGCCUGCGGGGUUUGUGGGAAAGCCUGCUCUCGCCAAGAGCACCUGACCGUCCACAUGAGGACGCACAACGGAGAGAGACCGUACCAGUGUUCCCUCUGUGAGAAAGCCUUUACUCAGAGCCACUGUCUGAAAACACACAUGAAGAGUCACCAGGUAGAAGAAAACCUUUUUCUGAGUCCGUCCACGUCCUAAAAAAACAUUUAUAUCAGCCGGUUCUGUCUCUAAAGGACAAAUGAAGGUCUUUGUGAUGGGGCUGGGUAUCAAACCUAAAAGGAUAACUCCGAUAUUUUUGAACCUGGAUCUUAUGUGCCCAUAUUAUUGGGUGUAAAUGUUUAAUAGGGACUAUUGGUGCAGUAUUAAUAGGAAUAAAAACAUAGGAAGUAAGAUCCAGGUUCAAAAAUACAGGAGUUAUCCUUAAAUUCUUAAAUAAAUUCUUAGAUAAUUCGCAAAUAAUUAUUUUGCCAGUUUUUGAUUGCAGUUUAUGUAGACAGAGUUCUUCCAUUUGGCUGCUUGUGUUUUAUACAUUUUACAACUGGCUUGUUUUAUUAUUAUUAUUAUUUAUUAUAAAGUGUUGUUUUGUUAUUGAUGCUGAAAUUCAAGUGUUGAGAAACGAUACCCAGCCCUAGUUUUUGAUAGAAAAGUUAGUCGAUGUGGAAUCAGUGCACAGCCUUAAUUUAUCAAGAAACAAGAUGAAAAUGUGCUUAAACAACUGAUUAAUCGAUCAAAACUGACCUGAAACUGAAAUUUGUUUAUGUUGAUUAUUGAGCAAAAUUGUUGCUUUUCUUUGAUUUAACUGUAAAUUAAACGUCUUUUGGUUAAAGGGUUUUGGUCAAACAAAACAAUUUGAAGACAUCAAUGUGACAUUUUAGUAAAUGGUUGAAAAUAAUCAUGAGUUCCAGCCCUAAAAAAUAACUUGUAUGAUUAUUACAACUUUCUUUAAGCCUGUGGCAGUAUUAACUGAAAUCUGCUUUUUGAACUUUGUGUUUGUACAAAACUAUGACAUCUGUCAGGUGUAUAAAGUUGUGUUGUACUUAUUGUUGAAUCUUCUGCUUUCAGCUCAUGUAAAGUUCACUCUUUGCUAAUACAUGCUAAACUUUGUUCUCUUGAAGGUGAAGUUGUGACUUUUUUAAAGACUGAAGUUGUGUUCUCUUAAUUCUCAUUCUGUAGAUAAUGUUGCAUUCAGGGUGAGCGGGAAAUGUUAUGUUCCCUCCAAACGAGAAGGUUAAUUUCACUUAAUCAGCCGUUAAACUGUAAUAAUCCUAAUUUUUAACUGUUUAAUAUUUUUGUUGAAUGUGAAGUCAGAGCGCUUCCAAAUCUGACGUGGUCCUGAAUGCAGCAUGUGGUGCCUUAAAGUGCAUGUUUUCCUCAACUGAUAUUAUUCAACUUUUAACAGUGAAUAUCCUGGUUUCUCAUUUUUACGUCUGCAGCGAACUAAAGAGCGACUGUCUACAUGUACUUCACUGUAAAAAAAAAAACAACAAAAAGUGAGUCUGUUUGUUUGCUAUGUUGAAUGUGACCUUAAUAAACUACAUUCUGGAAAAAUAAUUCAAAAUGGUACGUUAUUUUGUUCCAUACACAACUUUAAAAAAACAUUUUUUACCUUAUGAAGUUCAUCAGAAAGUACAGUUCCUUUAACUUUUUCUAAAUGUAUUUUUUUACAGU